This is a messenger RNA of Homalodisca vitripennis (glassy-winged sharpshooter), 2023 nucleotides long. Its product is annotated as serine/threonine-protein kinase PLK1-like. Gene Ontology annotation, biological process: protein phosphorylation; regulation of cytokinesis; mitotic cell cycle. Gene Ontology annotation, molecular function: ATP binding; protein serine/threonine kinase activity; protein binding. Gene Ontology annotation, cellular component: centrosome; nucleus; spindle pole. The transcript has 8 exons. Lineage: Eukaryota; Metazoa; Arthropoda; Insecta; Hemiptera; Cicadellidae. The coding region runs from base 1 to 1479 and encodes 492 amino acids. The record is from RefSeq and is a predicted model, not a curated record.
AUGUUAUUUGUUCUCAGACGAAGAAAGACACUGACGGAGCCUGAAGUACGUUACUUCAUGAAACAAAUCCUUGAGGGUGUGCUCUAUCUGCAUGAGAGAGGAAUCAUCCACAGAGACCUGAAGCUUGGAAACUUGUUUAUCAAUGAUGAGGUUGAAGUUAAGAUAGGUGAUUUUGGAUUGGCUGCUAAAAUUGAAUACUCUGGCCAGCGUAAAAAGACUCUUUGCGGUACACCAAACUACAUUGCACCAGAGAUUCUCAACAAGAAGGGACACAGCUUUGAAGUGGAUGUCUGGUCUAUUGGAUGUAUCAUGUUUACCUUGUUGGUGGGAAAGCCUCCAUUUGAAACAUCUACCCUGAAGGAAACAUACUCCCGUAUUAAACGUUGUGAGUAUAGACUACCAUCAGCCAUCAAUAAGCGUCCGGCGGGUCUCCUAAUAAACAGGAUGCUUCAGGCAGAACCUGAGAAGCGGCCCACUGUUCGGCAGAUCCUACAAUCAGAAUUCAUGUCAGAAGGAUUCUUGCCCAGUCAGUUACCUGUCUCCUGUCUAACAAUGGCUCCAAGAAAUGACACACUCUACCGAACAGACUCACAGCGUAAACCACUCAAGGAUGUCUUGGACAAUAAUGAACAUAGUCCAGUACCAAAGGUGGCAGUGCCAGUUAAACCUACCGGCAAUAUAGUGCCCAGUUAUGGAGGGCUGGUAGGUAAGAUACGGCCAUCUCGUCCCAGCGUACAGGCUGCUGGUAGUGUACAUGUCAUGGCCAACGAGACCACAGCUGAGUGUAAUCGUCUUCUGCGUAACCUGGGCAAUCAGCUGCAGAAACUGCUCAGCAAUUACCGCACCACCAAUGUCAACUGUGUGCCCAUCAGUAACUUAGAGGAACUGACGGAUCCAGCAGCCCAGCCAUUUGUAUGGAUCAGCAAGUGGGUGGAUUACAGUGACAAGUAUGGCUUUGGCUAUCAACUAUGUGAUGACAGUGUAGGAGUCAUGUUCAAUGAUCAAACUCGUAUCCUGCUGCUACCCAAUCAGACGGACGUGCACUACAUUGAGCGAACAGGAGAGGAAUCCUAUUACACGAUGGGCUCCACUCCGGCAGAAAUAGACAAGAAGAUGAAGCUUUUGUCGUACUUCAGGCGGUACAUGUCAGACCAUCUGAUUAAAGCAGGAGCAGCUCAUGCACGACAAGAAUGUGACCGACUCACCCGAGUGCCGUACAUGCACAUCUGGAAGCGAUCCAACAACGCUGUGACAAUGCAACUCACCAAUGGAACAAUACAGGUUAACUUCAGCAAGGACCACACCAAGGUCGUUGUCUGCCCACUGAUGUCUGCUGUAACUUACAUUGAUGACAAGAAGAACUUCCGCACCUUCAGACUCAGCACAUUAGAGAGUUAUAUCUCUUUACCUCAGUUUGCACGGCUGGCAGACGGUCUAAAUUAUGUUUACAAAAAGAUACCUGAUCUCAUGAGUACAUAAAAUGCUCCCCUCCAGGCCAUAAAGGCCACAUCCAUGUCAGAUUGUGACAACAACACUGCGCUUGACUGCUAAACAAUUUUGGAAAUCUUUCUACAUCAAAUACUUUAUAUUUUAAUUGUAAUUUUCUUAGAUUUUAUCACAUUUUUUGUACUCGUAUUUAAUUUUUAUUUAUACAGUAUUUUAAAGUUUUUGUUAAGAUUUUAGCAUAUUUUUGUGAAUACCAUUUAAAUUUUAAAUUAUUUGUUUACUUUUAUGUUAUUUUUAGGUAUUAUCAUUAAUUUAUUUCUUUAAUUUUGCUCUGAAAAAAAAUAACAUUCCAUCCUGACUGAAGCCUAGCUGUUAUGACAUGCUAUAAUAGGCCUUUACAUUUUAUUCGUAAUAAAACAUGUUAAGUCUGUAUAAAACUAAAACUGUAUUAAGGUUGUCUUUCAGGUAAAAGUGUUGUAUGCUAGGGUUAUUGUGAAUUAGCUGGAUGAACAUGAAAAUUCCAGUUAAUUUAUUCCUUGUUUCAUUGUAAAUAAUUCUAUUAAAUGUUUACAUUAAA